AUGCAGUUCGGCGUGCGGAAUGUCUGCUACCUGCGGAUAUCCGCGCAUACGAUCCUCACGACGGUGCUGUACCUCGACCAGCGGCAUGUGCGCUGGCUCAACGAGAACCCCGAGCUGUGGCAGCGUGCGGUGACCGAGCUGCUCCGGCCUCGCAUGCGCACCCUCCUUGCCCACCCCCUCCCCGGCGCCGACAGGGCCGAGCUCUGCGAGGCAGAUACCUUUAAGCUGCUGUUCUACUUUCAAGAGAUGGAUCAUACGCACGGCGUAUUGCUCAAGUCGAAAUCGCUGCAGUUUCCAGGGCGUGCCGUGCCGCUCGACGAGGCGGAUGCGCCGUCGAACGCGGCCGUCCCACCGCGCUCCGAUGCGAAUCCCAUCGUAGUCAAGGAGGAGCCGCUCGACGACGGCGCGCCGCUCUUUAUCCCAGAAAGCGACGAGGAGCACGAGGAGCACGAGGAGCACGAGGAGCCCUCGUCGGAUGAGGACGUGAAAAUCAAGCCCAAGGUCAAGGUAUCCUAUGCGGGCUUUACCAUCUUUGGAAAAGAGUUCGUGUGCGUGCUUGAGCCGACGGCGGCGGUGCUCGCCGCCGACCCCGCCCUCUUUCACGUCGAGGACGAUGGGACGUCCGGCGAGGAGCGCCGCCAGCUGCAGUCGCGCGCGCGGGUCGUGUGGGACGCGCCCGCGGCGGGGCCUGCGCGUUCCCAGCGGCAGUACGGGCGCGAGGAGCGGCGCGAAGAUACGCCGCUCUUUCGUGGUAUGACGCCUGCCGACGAACUGUAA
Molecule: messenger RNA, 777 nt
Organism: Malassezia japonica
Lineage: Eukaryota; Fungi; Basidiomycota; Malasseziomycetes; Malasseziales; Malasseziaceae
Exons: 4
Coding region: 1-777 (258 amino acids)
Source: RefSeq, a predicted model, not a curated record